This is a messenger RNA of Myxocyprinus asiaticus (Chinese sucker), 3655 nucleotides long. Its product is annotated as zinc finger protein 773-like. Gene Ontology annotation, biological process: regulation of transcription by RNA polymerase II. The coding region runs from base 102 to 2207 and encodes 701 amino acids. Lineage: Eukaryota; Metazoa; Chordata; Actinopteri; Cypriniformes; Catostomidae. The transcript is spliced from 6 exons. Gene Ontology annotation, molecular function: DNA-binding transcription factor activity, RNA polymerase II-specific; RNA polymerase II cis-regulatory region sequence-specific DNA binding. The record is from RefSeq and is a predicted model, not a curated record.
AAUCACAAGAACAAGAAAGAACACCGACACCCCAAAUAGUGCACUAUAUAGUGAAUAGGGGACGAUUUUGGACACCUCUACAGUUUGAGCGCUCAGUUCGGAUGUUCAUCAUGAGAGAGCAGGUGGAUGUGAUUCACACUGGAGAACAGCAGAUGCUGCAGACACCAGUGAAGAUUGAAGUGAAGCAGGAGGAGAUAAAAGAAGAAAACGCAACAGAGGAUCAACAGAGUGAUCAAGAUGAUGAUGAUAAAACCAAAGCAGAGGAAGAACAGCAUGAUGAUGAUUUUAUUCCUUCAGGUGUCCUCUUUUUGGAAAACCAGAAUAGGGUCAGCCUAGAACCGCAGCUACAUUAUGUUCCUCCUGGACCACCAGUAAAAGGAAACAAGAAAAGAAAGACCAUGUUAGAAACUUCUAAAACGAAAAAACGUCUGGAUCAAGAGCGUGCUAAAAGCAGAAUAAACAUUGGCGUUGCUUUUCCACGCUGGAGGCAACUGCGGGACUCAAAGGGUCUGAAAAAUGACGCCAUGGUUGCUGUUUUUCUUUUGGACAGUUACGAAAACAAUUCAACAUCCACACCUUUGGUGCAUGGAUUCAUAAGGCCACCACCACCAACUGUUCUGACUAUUUCUUCAGUCUCUCCCAAAACAGAGCUGGAAAAGGUUUCCUGUCAAUCUUCAGUGUGUGUGACUGAUGGGACCUCCACAGAAUGUCAGGAUUCAGUGUGGAGCGGCAGAGAUCAGUCCACACCACAGCGGCUGCUGGACAAACUCUCUGAACAGAGAUCCAGAGACACACAGGACUCACAGCUCACUUUACUCUGUUCUACUGAUGCUCAGGAGAGUGUGUGUGACAGUAAUCAGGGUGAUCAAACCUCCACAGAGUCUCUGACUUCUGUCUGUAACACUGGAGAACAGCAGAUGCUGCAGACACCAGUGAAGAUUGAAGUGAAGCAGGAGGAGAUAAAAGAAGAAAACAUAGCAGAGGAACAACAGAGUGAUGAAGAUGAUGAUGAACAGCAGAUGCUGCAGACACCAGUGAAGAUUGAAGUGAAGCUGGAGGAGAUAAAAGAAGAGGAGCACAGUGAUGAAGAUGAUGAUGAACAGCAGAUGCUGCAGACACCAGUGAAGAUUGAAGUGAAGCUGGUGGAGAUAAAAGAAGAAAACACAGCAGAGGAACAACGGAGUGAUAAAGAUGAUGAUGAGACAUCAACAGAGGAUCAACAGAGUGAUGAAGAUGAUGAUGAACAGCAGAUGCUGCAGACACCAGUGAAGAUUGAAGUGAAGCAAGAGGAGAUAAAAGAAGAAAACACAGCAGAGGAACAACAGAGUGAUGAUGAUGAUGAUGAUGGUUUUGUUCCGUCAGAGCUGAUGAAAGUGAAAGAGGAAAGUCAAGAGCUGAAUGAAGUGGAGGAGAAACAUCAUGAUUUCACAACUGGAGAAACAUUUUUGAGUGGCUCAAAGACUGAAACUAAUUUCUCACUAAAAAAGCCUCAAAGAAGAGCAGCCAAAAAUACUUUCACCUGCUCUCAGUGUGGAAAAUGUUUCACAUAUAAAAGUGAACUUAAUGUACACAUAAGAGUUCAUACUGGAGAGAAGCCUUACACAUGCCAUCAGUGUGGAAAGAGUUUCACAUGUGCUGCUGGUCUCUCAUAUCAUCUCCGCUGUCACUCUGGAGAAAGACCAUUUGAAUGUGAUAAGUGUGAUAAAACAUUUGUUGGGAAAUCGUGCCUAAAACGACAUCUGAAAGUGCACACAAAUGAGAAGCCUUACAAGUGUUCUUCUUGUGGAAAGAGUUUUGCAUGCCUGCCUUAUUUGAAAGGGCACCAGAAAAUACACACCGGUUUGGGGACUCAUAAGUGCUUUGAAUGUGGGAAGACCUUUACUACAGCUAACAACUUGAAACAACACCAAAGAAUUCAUACUGGAGAAAAACCUUACAAGUGCUCACACUGUGAGAAGAGUUUCACUUGGUCAGAACACCUGAAAAAACAUGAGAGAAUCCAUACUGGAGAAAAACCUUACAGGUGCUCACACUGUGGAAAGAGUUUCACUCAGUUAGAAAAUCUGAAAACACACGAGAGAAUUCAUACUGGAGAGAAACCUUACCACUGUUCUUCUUGUGGGAGGAGUUUCAUAUAUUCAAGCCAUUUACAGAGACAUGUAAAAAAGAAUUGCUCCAGCAGACACAGAGAGCAAGAAUCAUCUUAAGGUCCAACAAUAUCAGGUAAAUAGUUUGAAAUUCAGAUAUAAUUUGAUUUACACAUUGCAGUCAAAUGCGGCAGUUGAAGUGAACGUUAACUCAGUGAUCUAUCCAAUCGUGCUCAUACUCCUAUUGUUUCCAUUAACUUAAAUCAUUGUUUCUUAAUGGAAUAGGUCACCCAAAAAAAUGAAAAUUAUCUUAUCAUUUACUCUCCCUCAUACCAUCCCAGAUGUAUAGGACUUUCUUUCUUCUGCUGAACACAAAUUAAGAUUUUUAGAAGAAUAUUUCAGCUCUGAAGGUCUAUACAAUACAAGUGAAUGGAGACCAAAACUUUGAAGCUUCAUAAAGCACAAAGUCAUCAUAAAAGUAAUCCAUGAGACUCCAGUGUUUUAAACAAUGUCUUAUGAAGCAAUCCAGUCGGUUUUGGGUGGUAACAGAUAAAAAUGUAACUCCUUCUUCACUAUAAACCUUGACAUCGGCCGUCUCUAGGCAUGAUCAUGAUUUCAAGCUUGAUUAUACUUCCUAGUGCUUGAAGCAUGCACAUUUACAUUUAUUCAUUUAGCAGAUGCUUUUAUCCAAAGCGACUUACAAAUAAGGAGUACAAUAGAUGUGAUUCAUCCUGAAAAUUGCUUAGAGAAGCACAAGUAGAGAGGAAGGAGAGAGAAAGUGUUGAACAGUAAUGAGGUUUUUAGGGGUUUUUUUAGCUGAAAAGAAAGAAGACAGUUUUCGCAUUAGUUGGAUUGGCUCAAGUGCUCGCAAAAGAGAUGCAUCUUUAGAUGUUUCUUCAAGGUGGCUAGAGAAUCAGCUGCUCGGGUGGGGUUUAGAAGGUCGUUCCACCAGCGAGGGAUGGAUGAUGUGAAGGUCCGGUUAGUUUAAAUGAUUUUGAUUUUGUGAGAUGCUGAGAUGGUACCAUGAGGCGCUGCUCACCCGCUGAUCUUAAGCUUCUGGAGGGCACAUAGACUUGUAGAUAGGGAGGUGCAGAAUGCACAGAGCACUAGGAAGUUUAAUCAAGCUUGAAAUCAUGACUGCUCUCCUGUGACCACUUGUGAUUGAAUUCAAGGGGAGGGUCUCUGAAUUUCAUGAGAAAUAACAUCUCUGUGGGAUAAGCUGAUGUGCUGUCAUGUGCUGCACAUGUGGCGAAACGUUUCAGUUUUAUGUAUGAGCCCAGAAUGUGUUAUGUGGACGAGUUUAAAUUUGUUCUUCAUCAGUGCUUAAAGUGAGCUGGUACACCGUAUUGGAGAUGAUGCGAAAAUUACACAGUACUGGCAGCUCUUAUAAGGUGCCAGUAUGGUGUCCUUUACCUGCGAAUCCCUCCCCUUCAUUUUAAAUACAAUAAGAUAAAUAAUACAAUUCUUUGUUCAACCUGGAUUAUUUCUACUGUAUAUCAACUUGUCUUUCCUGCUGUAUUUACAUUAUGCCUGAUGUCACAAUUAAAGCCUAUCCUUCAUAAUAUAAA